AAGAAAAAGAGCACCAGAUUCCGAGUCGACACCUUAAUUCGUCUUCGUCUUCUUCUUCUUUUUUAACUCGGUUUCUACAAAAUGGAGAAUUUGAUAUCGUUGGUGAAUAAGCUACAGAGAGCGUGUACGGCGCUUGGUGACCAUGGAGACGAAAGCGCAUUGCCUACCCUUUGGGAUUCCUUGCCUGCCAUCGCCGUCGUCGGUGGCCAAAGUUCUGGAAAAUCAUCUGUGCUGGAAAGUAUCGUUGGAAAAGAUUUUUUACCUCGUGGAGCAGGGAUUGUUACUAGGCGGCCUCUUGUAUUGCAACUUCAUAGGGUCAACGAAGGAAAAGAAUAUGCAGAAUUUAUGCAUCUUCCAAAAAAGAGAUUCACCGAUUUCGCUGCUGUUAGGCAGGAGAUUUCUGAUGAGACUGAUCGGGAAACUGGUCGCAGCAAACAAAUCUCUACUGUCCCAAUCCAUCUCAGUAUCUACUCCCCUAAUGUGGUGAACUUAACACUAAUUGAUCUCCCUGGACUAACAAAAGUUGCAAUUGAGGGACAAUCUGAAACAAUUGUUCAGGACAUCGAGAACAUGGUUCGGUCAUAUAUUGAAAAGCCCAACUGUAUCAUACUGGCAAUAUCUCCUGCCAAUCAGGAUCUUGCCACUUCGGAUGCAAUAAAGAUCGCACGUGAGGUUGACCCAAAAGGAGACAGGACAUUUGGGGUUUUAACGAAGAUUGAUCUGAUGGACCAGGGUACCGAUGCUGUUGAUAUUCUAGAAGGAAAAGCAUACAAGCUACAGUUUUCAUGGAUUGGUGUUGUUAAUCGCUCUCAAGCUGACAUUAAUAAGAGUGUUGAUAUGAUUGCUGCUCGGCGCAGAGAGCGAGACUAUUUUCAAAAUAGUUCGGAGUAUACUCACCUUGCCCACAGGAUGGGUUCUGAGCACUUAGGAAAGGUGCUUUCUAAGCAUUUGGAAACUGUGAUAAAGUCUCGAUUACCGGGCCUCCAGUCUCUUAUCAACAAGACUAUUAUGGAACUGGAGGGAGAAUUGAACCAUCUUGGGAAGCCUAUUGCUACUGAUGCCGGAGGGAAGCUGUAUACAACAAUGGAAAUCUGUCGGGCUUUUGAUCAAAACUUCAGAGAACAUCUUGAUGGCGUACGCGCUGGAGGUGAAAAAAUAUAUGGUGUAUUCGAUAAUCAACUCCCUGCUGCUUUGAAGAGAUUGCACUUCGAUAAACAUCUUUCAAUUGAAAAUAUACGCAAGUUAAUUACAGAAGCUGAUGGAUACCAGCCACAUCUUAUAGCCCCUGAGCAAGGGUAUCGCCGUCUUAUCGAAUCUUGCUUAGUGUCUAUCAGAGGUCCUGCUGAAGCAGCUGUUGAUGGGGUUCAUGCUAUUCUAAAAGGUAUUGUUCAGAGGGCUUUAUCCGAGACACCGGAACUAAAGCAGUACCCAACUUUGAGAGUGGAAGUAGGGAAUGCUGCAAUUGAAUCACUGGAAAGAAUGAGGGAAGAAAGCAAGAGAGCAACUCUAAAGCUAGUUGAUAUGGAAUGUGGUUAUCUGACGGUUGAAUUCUUCCGGAAACUUCCUCAAGAUGGUGAGAAGGGUGGAAAUCCAACACAUUCACUCUUAGAUCGAUAUAACGAGGCCUAUCUUAGACGAGUUGGCAGCAAUGUUCUGCAAUAUGUGAAUAUGACUUGUGCAAAUUUGAGAAACUCGAUUCCCAAGUCAAUUGUUUAUUGUCAAGUUCGUGAGGCCAAACGCAGCUUGCUUGACUACUUCUUCACCGAAUUGGGCAGGAAAGAGGCGAGGCAAUUGAGUAAGUUACUGGACGAGGAUCCGGCAGUUGUGCAGCGUCGUACCAACCUUGCAAAGCGUCUCGAAUUAUACAGGAGCGCUCAACACGAGAUCGAAGCUGUUGCUUGGUCCAAGUAGUUGAGAAUGAGAUUGAAUUCUAAUCUAUAUAUAUGUGAAGAAAUGGUUUU
Messenger RNA from Hibiscus syriacus, 1961 nucleotides. RefSeq names its product dynamin-related protein 1B-like. Gene Ontology annotation, cellular component: cytoplasm; membrane; microtubule. The transcript has 17 exons. Lineage: Eukaryota; Viridiplantae; Streptophyta; Magnoliopsida; Malvales; Malvaceae. The coding region runs from base 82 to 1911 and encodes 609 amino acids. The record is from RefSeq and is a predicted model, not a curated record. Gene Ontology annotation, molecular function: GTP binding; microtubule binding; GTPase activity.